Monodelphis domestica (gray short-tailed opossum) is the source of this 389-nucleotide messenger RNA. It is a transcript of the gene ATP6V1G3, whose product is annotated as ATPase H+ transporting V1 subunit G3. Gene Ontology annotation, molecular function: proton-transporting ATPase activity, rotational mechanism; ATP hydrolysis activity. Lineage: Eukaryota; Metazoa; Chordata; Mammalia; Didelphimorphia; Didelphidae. The record is from RefSeq and is a predicted model, not a curated record. Gene Ontology annotation, biological process: synaptic vesicle lumen acidification. Gene Ontology annotation, cellular component: vacuolar proton-transporting V-type ATPase complex; vacuolar proton-transporting V-type ATPase, V1 domain; synaptic vesicle membrane.
AUGGCGAGUCAGUCUCAGAGAAUCCAGCAGCUCUUGCAGGCAGAAAAACGAGUCAAAGACAAGUUAGAAGAAGCCAAGAAGAGAAAAAAUAAAUGGUUAAGUCAAGUAAAAGAAGAAGUGAUGGCUGAAGUAGAUCAGCAUAGGAUGCAGAAAGAAAAGGAAUUUCAGGAAAAGCAAUCUUUGGUUUUGGGAUCCCAAAGCAACUUCUUGGGCAAAAUAGAUGCACAGACAACAGGAAAAAUUCAGAAACUCACUAGUAACUACAAUGAGAGCUUGGAAAGUGUGAUGAAAAAACUUUUGAGCAUGGUUCGUAACUUGAAACCUGAAAUGCAUAAGAACUACAAAGGCACAGAUUAAAUGCUGUUCAGAUUAAUCAAUAAAUAGCAUAU